CUUUGAUCGGCGAGAAGAAAAAGGCGAAUUGGAUUUCGACGCUCGAAAAGGAAGUGUAUGCUGUUGGGUUAUCGCCGAGAUAGAAACGAGCAAAUAUAGUUUAAGUUAUAUUUUUGGUAACAGGAAAUACACCAUGAAUGUAAAGACUGUAAUUUUAGCAGUUUUAGUGGUUGGAAUAUGUACUUUAUGUGGAACGGCAGAGGCAAAAAAGAGAAAGCGCUCACAGCAAGCUAAGUUGGACUUAUUGCCCGACGAAAAAUUAUGCGCUCGUAAGAGAUGCGGACGAAAACCAAAGGGUUCAUGGUGUCAGGUCGUACGGGAUGAGAACGGUCACAGAACACCUACAUGCGUUUGCCCACGAAGCUGUAACACUACGCAAAUUGAGCCAGUAUGUAGUAUGUAUGGACGACAAUACGACAGCGAAUGUCUGAUGCAUUUGGAAGCUUGUAAGAAGAGAAAGAAUAUUAAGCUAGCUUAUGAAGGGCCGUGUAUUGCUUCGCAAGCUAAAUGCCAGUCGCAUGAACUACAACAGUUCCCAUUUCGUCUUCUUGAUUGGUUCGUUCAUUUGAAAGAUGUGGAUGAGUUUGGGAGCGUCGAUUACCAGAAGACUGUAAUGUCAUUGUCGGAAACGGAUAGAAAAGACGUGGCACAGUGGAAAUUUCAGCAUCUGGACCGAAACAAGGACGGUAAAUUAAGCAACAAAGAAAUUAAACGGUUUCGUUUUGCCCUCAUGCCUCUUGAACAUUGUGCUAAACACUUCUUCAAAAAAUGCGAUUUGGACAAAAACAGAAAAUUAUCAAGUGAUGAAUGGAGUGAAUGUUUGGUGACAAGAGCCUUGACAUGGUACCAGGGUAGAAACGAAGUAAACCGGGAGGAAUCUAUACAGUGAUGUUGCCAAGAGAACAUUCUUGCUUAAACAGUUCAGAUUUUUUUGUGAUUUUGUAAAUAACGAAUCGUCAAGCAUGAUCAGCAUAUUCCUAUUCACAUAUACGUUGCAAAUACACAUCAUACGCUUGUA
Molecule: messenger RNA, 1018 nt
Organism: Ciona intestinalis (vase tunicate)
Lineage: Eukaryota; Metazoa; Chordata; Ascidiacea; Phlebobranchia; Cionidae
Source: RefSeq, a predicted model, not a curated record